Messenger RNA from Ostrea edulis (European flat oyster), 3524 nucleotides. RefSeq names its product beta-1,3-galactosyltransferase brn-like. Bases 500 to 1759 code for a protein of 419 amino acids. Gene Ontology annotation, molecular function: hexosyltransferase activity; UDP-glycosyltransferase activity. NCBI's taxonomy places the organism in Eukaryota, Metazoa, Mollusca, Bivalvia, Ostreida, Ostreidae. Gene Ontology annotation, cellular component: membrane. The transcript has 2 exons. The record is from RefSeq and is a predicted model, not a curated record.
GUAUCGAUUUUUCGGUUAUUUGGAGCCCAGCAUAGAGCAUUAAUCUAAGUGUAAUUGCAAAAUCAAGCCUUCACUGAAAGCUGAAGUCCUACCCUCCUUUAGAAUGAAUCGGUCUGGGUUUAAACAGAGUCUUAUAAUUGAAGCAACAGACAGGAACAGACAGUAGUUGUGCACAUGAAAUUUCAACUAUCGUUUAAAAUCCAGAACCGUGUCAAUACUACGGUAUCAUGUGUACUCAGACGUGAAUUGCUAUUGUAAAGGUCGGGUAUGUGUCUUAGUAUAACGUAUAUUGUCACGGUCGAAAUAAAUUCUAUUGGGUUUUAACUUCUCGGUGUGGAAGACCGUUCUCUUGAGACUGAUUAAUGGUGGUUGGGAGUUUUAUCGAUACAUUGUGGAUAGUGUGCUGGAUAUAUGUAGAUGAUGGGUGGAUAAGGUGUUCAACUAUCAGAGUCGACACAAUGUUGAGAUAAAUACUCAAGGAAGUUGAAAAAGGCACACAAUGAAAAGAUUCAGGUGCUCAAAGCUAUUGUUGGGCAACUCAGUGCGGAAUUUCCUCAUUCUUUUGGCACUGUGCAUGUCUUUGUUGAACAUGAUAAACUGGGUGUACUACAACUACUCCGAGGUUAUCAUUAAAACCUAUAACAAGAAAUUCUUGCCGUCAACCGGUAACAUCCGCUUCCCGUCUUCUCAAUUCAUUUCGUCUCAGAAGAAGACGGUGGUGAUGCCUCAGACCAUUGGAAGACGUUAUCCAAUCUUUGAGCCUGCUACUACUUUUGACGAGAAUGGAAUACAGAUGGAAGUUGGGCCUCCGCUUGACACUAGAAAUGUGAGAGUAAAAAAGCUCAACUUUGAUCCUAAAAAGUACCCCAUAGAGUUAGAUCUCGUUCAACUGACCAAGAAUAUUUUUGAAGGAAAGAAGAUAAAAAACAAACAAAUCAAUCCUCAUCCUUUUCGAUUUGUGCAUGAGGCUGAAAAUGCAUGUCAAACUGAAAACCAGCAUCUAGUAGUUCUUGUGAAAUCUAAAGCCAGCAAUUCAAAAAUUCGUGAAACCAUCAGACAGACUUGGGGAAAUCCAACGCUGUACAAGGGUGUUUCAUUCGUUUUUCUACUUGGACACACGGAAGGACUUGAAGGGAUAAUUACUAAAGAGGCCCAAAAGUACAAGGAUAUUGUACAAGAAGACUUCAUAGAUAACUACUCCAAUAACACGAUAAAAACAAUAAUGGGAUACAACUGGGUUGUCCGUCAUUGUUCAAGUGCAAAGUUUAACCUCUUUGUUGAUGAUGAUGUAUUUGUAGUUGUGAAAAACUUAGAAAAUUACCGUAAUACCAAAGAAAAUGAACCUCGACUGAUGGCGGGCAAAUUGCUCCCUAACUCUGUGCCAUUCAGAGACAAUGGCUCUAAAUGGUUUGUCUCGUGGGAAGAUUAUCCGUUCGACAGAUAUCCCCCAUAUUUGGCCGGUGGUGGAGUUCUAAUGUCGUGGGAUGUGACAAGAGCAUUUGCUGCUGCCUUUCCAUAUGUUAAAACAAUUUCAAUUGAUGAUUCUUAUUUAGGGAUUAUCGCCCGAAAACUCAACAUAGCUCCACGAAACCACGGAGGAAUGGUGAUAAGAAAUCCUGGUCAGAACACCAAGUCAGCCAUGCCUAUGAGCUUUCAGACAGUAGUUGCCUUUCAUCGUAUUCCAUCCCCAGAAUCCAUGAUGGCAACAUGGAAACAGUAUAUAACUAAAUACCCCAUUAGUCCAAAACCGAAGAGGUAAUAGGGUUUGGGUUUUUUAUCUGCUACCUAAUACUCACUUGUUAGGAUUCAUCAACAUUACAGUUUUGUUAAUUUUGCUACAUGUAAUCAGGAAAAGCAUGAUUUCAGAAAUAGCAAAAGAAAAAAAAAAGAUUAGAUUGCAAGAAUAUUACACAUUUAAUUUUCAUAGUUUUAUUUCAGGAAUUAAUUUUAAUGCCAUAUAUGAAUGUCUGAAAUUUUAAUUCCGUAAUUCUAAAAACAGUUAUAAAAGAAUUGAAUACUCGACUUGCUCAUUCACGUGCCUACUAUUAUAACUAUGUGGAGGCUCUGACGUAUCUGUUAUUGCUAUGUGGAGGCUCUGACGUAUCUGUUAUUGCUAUGUGGAGGCUCUGACGUAUCUGUUAUUGCUAUGUGGAGGCUCUGACGUAUAUGUUAUUGCUAUGUGGAGGCUCUGUGACGUAUUUGUUAUUAUAGCAAUAUCAUAGCUGUGUGGGGGUAACUACCUCGCUGACGUUUUUGCCUCAUUAUAAAUUGUCAAUUACAAAUCAGUAAGAAUGAGUGCGUUAAAAAAAAUCAUGAAAAGUCCAGUGAUUUUAUAUUUCAGAUUUAUUUUUAGUGAUGAGAUUCAGAUUUAUUUAGACAGGGAAAAUUCUUAAAAAUAUACGUAGGAAGUUUUUAUAUAUGGGUUACUCGGAUGUCAUAUUGUAUUAUCUUUAUGACCAUGGUUGUAGAACAUUUUUGAAAACACAAACAUAAAAUGGAACGCCCUUACACAUUUCAGUGCACCGUUCUUUGUAAAGAGUCUAUCAAUACUUCAAUUACAGUUGGUCAUCAUACACUUCAUAUUAUACAAACACUACAGAAAAGUCAUAAAUGGAAAAAAAAAAUCUCUACCAAAUUUCCAAGGGGAACUGUCCCAGAAGCAGACACCAGAAGAUUUAAGGAAGAGUAACAUAUCGUCAUGACAUCAAUGGCUGACUUCCUUUUGAAACAUGGGUGAUAAAUAUCAGCAACAUGUGCAUAUUCCCUUUUAAAAAUCUAAUUGCCUGACUGGGUAGCUCAGUAGGUUAACGUGUCGACUGCUGAACAGUAGAUAGUGAGUUCGAGUCUAGAUGGGUUCUUAAUUUUUUCUACUAGAAACAAAAUACGGGAAAUUUGAAAGUUUUUAAUUUCAAAUUAUUACUGUACAUAUCAUCCAUUUUCCACCAUAUCAGAUUUCUCCUGUGCGAUAUUUCCACCAUAUCAGAUUUCUCCUGUGCGAUAUUGCUAAACGUCAUUUUCUGUUGAAGAAUGUGAACUCUCUUGAGGAUAGCAAAAAGGUGAACUGUUGUGUGAACAAGAGGAAUGCCCGUAAUUUCUAUAGCUAGGUCGGUGCAAAUUAAUACCUCGCGUCUAGAUGAGGGGUAGCGAUGAAUAAUUGACCAAUAUGCCAGUUCUAAUCGGUGACCUGUAGCGGUGAUAUUCCUCUGUUUAUGGUGGAUUUGAGUUUUAGACGUAACAACUCUGGAAUUAUUUGAUCUCAUGUGUAAUCUUUAUUGUUGCUGCGUAAGAGAUAUCAAAUAUUGCAUCAUUAUCUAAAAAUAGUUUAUCAAUUCAUUGCUUUACACAUGCAAUGUGUUUUUACAUGUAUAUUACAAUAUUGUGGUAUUUUAUAUUAUAUUAUUACAUUGUGAUAUUUUUAUAUUACAAUAACUAAUGUUUGUAUUUAGAAUAAGAUAUUUAUAUAUGUUAUGUGAGAGUUGAUAUUGCCUUUGCAUAAGAAAUUUAUUAAAAUGCAUAAAUAAUGA